Messenger RNA from Cylindrotheca closterium, 1431 nucleotides. Lineage: Eukaryota; Bacillariophyta; Bacillariophyceae; Bacillariales; Bacillariaceae. The record is from the annotation of a GenBank genome assembly.
AUGGAAUUCAAUCAUGCCCUGGACAAGAACAUUGGACGAACCGGUUUCCUAGCUCACCAUCACCUGGUUCGCUACUUCUUGAAGACUAUCGAGCUGAAGGAGUUAAAACAGGAGGUGGAAAAAGGAGCACAGUACAUCGCUCAAUCCCCGCAAACUGCAAAGCUUCCUUCCUUUUGGCAAGCAAUGAGGGACUGUGAAGGCUUGGACACCAAAUACCAGACUGAUCGUGCUAGAAAAUUCCUUAAGCUGUAUGAGGUAUCGCUUCACAAGCACAACCAACACUUUUGCAACGAACUCUUGUUUCUUGGAUGCUUUGGUGAAAAACCAACAGCAACUAUUGUUGCAAAAUAUCUGAUGCUAGUGUGCGAUGAAGAUGAUCUUAGUGCUCAAGAUUUAGUGGAAGGCCAACAGGCUAAGUUGUUUAUGUCUUCUAUACACAAUAAUAAAACAAUUGAUCUUGAGGCGUUUGCAAGGUUCUUGAUCGAAUGUGGAAAAUCGGAUUGUCUUGAUACAAUGCACUUUGAACGCCUUUAUGAUAUCCUAUGUAAGAUAUCAAACGGCGCAGAUUUUUGGAACCCAACGACUGAGCAGGGCUGGCAUGAUCUGAUUUUUUAUAUGAACUUCUAUGCUCCGCUUCCUUCGACAAUGGAAGAGAUCGAACGGAGCGUGAAAACGGCAAGGUUGUGCAAGAGAACCGGCAAGAACGAACAAAAUGUGAGCUCGUAUGGUAUUGCUCGAGCUCCGCUUCUCACCAAGUGUGAUGAACCUAAUCUACUACUAAGUUCAUACGGGGAAGCGAUGAGAGAACAGAGAGCGUCCGAAGCAUCUGCUGCAUCUGCUGAGGGGAAAGAGUCCAGAUAUAGUGGAGAGUACAAAGAGGAUCUGAGCCGUGGUCCUGCAAGACUGGAAAAUGUAUUGAAACACAGCCUCAAUAUUUACAAUUACGUGGAGGAACAGAAAAAACAAGACAAGGAAGGAUAUGAACACAAACUUGAUAUCACACUGGCAAAUCUUGGCGAUAAGAGUGCGAAAGAAAGUGCAAGACGACAACGCGACUAUGCUGCAAACGUGGAGAAACAACAUGGAAAGAGUCUCAGUGGAUCGGCGCGACAGAGGCAGCAAGGCGUAGACACAACUCCAUACAUGGCCGGCAGAGUCGUCUUCGCAAAGUGUCUGAAAGCAAAAAAUAUGAACGCAAUGGUAGUUGAGGCGGUCGCUCGAGAACUUCUCGAUGAAAGCGACAAGGCCGCAUACAAUGAAGGCAAACCUGUGUCUAUCACCUACACCAGUAUUAGGGCUCUGAUUGCGAAUGACGUUGUCAGAAGAUGGAAGGAGGAGCACAAGGACAAACCACUUAGUGAAGAAGACGAAAAAGAGCUUCGAAAAACAUUUCAGCCAAUAUCUGACGCAGAAUUUGUUCAGAAGGACUAG